AUGACAAGUCUAUUCAUCCUCGAUGACCUGGAAGCCAUCGAGCCUCUAAUAGAAUCUCUAUCCAUUGGAAAAGAGGACUGCAGCGCGUUUUUCAGGAGUCUAUUGAACGAAGCAGUUCGCAGCAAAGUAUCGUAUUUUGUCAAGGGAAAUGAUGGAAAAAUUGCUGGUGUGAGACUAAGCACGUUCCUCACCCGAAGUGAGACCGAUAGAGAAACCGAGUACACUCCUACACCCGAAUUAUCGCCAAAUCUCGAACGUGCGCAAUGCCUACUAUGGCAUUUGAACCGACAGUUUUGGCAAAAUAUGUCUCCUGACAUCGAAAAAGUCUACUAUCUCAUGGCCGUCAUACUUGCACCACAAUUCCGUUACACAGAUCUGGCUGACAAGCUGGUACAUCACAAUAUGGAUGAGGUAAUUUAUUCAUUAUGAGU
Cylicostephanus goldi is the source of this 431-nucleotide messenger RNA. The record is from the annotation of a GenBank genome assembly. NCBI's taxonomy places the organism in Eukaryota, Metazoa, Nematoda, Chromadorea, Rhabditida, Strongylidae.